Oncorhynchus masou masou (cherry salmon) is the source of this 1429-nucleotide messenger RNA. Its product is annotated as Ig-like V-type domain-containing protein FAM187A. Lineage: Eukaryota; Metazoa; Chordata; Actinopteri; Salmoniformes; Salmonidae. The record is from RefSeq and is a predicted model, not a curated record.
CUAGGGACAUGAUGAUCCCUUUAAAACACAUGUCCCUGUUGCUGCUCCUCCUCCAGGCCCUCUCUUUCUCCCUACUGUCUACCUAUGAGGCCCCUGAAGACAAGGAGGACAUUUUUGCCAGUAGGGCGUGUCCUGCCUUCCUUGUGUUUGACAAUGCUGCCUAUUUGGUUGACAUGACCAUAGAGCUGCCUUGUCACUGUAAGCCUGAGGAGGCCCACUCUGUGGUGUGGUACUACCAGAAAAAGCUGGGCAGCCCGGACACCAGGGCCCUCACUGACUUCCAGGGCACCUCUGUGGUGGACUCAUCCAAAGUGGGCCGGGGAGGGGACCUCCGGAGUAGGUUCUCCAUCCGCCUCUUCAGCCUGCUCAUCUUUAGGGCCCAGGAGGAAGACUCGGGCCACUACCUCUGUGGGACGACCAAGGGGGACUUCUUCUAUGGUUAUGACGUGGACGUCCAAGAGGCUCACAGGGUGUCCUUUCCCUGGAGUCGUGCCCAGAGACGGGGAGAGGCAGCAGCAGCAGUGGCGGCGAGGGCAGCUUCGAGAUCCAACCAGGAUCUUCCACUCUACCAGGUGUUCACCAGCUUCUGGCCGUGGUCCGUGUGCGACCGCUGUGGCGUGCGGGGUGAGCAGACCCGUGUAGGACUCUGCUACGUGAAGAGCGACUACCUCCACGUGCGCUACAGGUGGACAUCUCAGACGGUGGCCUCUUGCGGCUCCUCCGCUGUACCCCAACAGUUUGGCCUCACCCAGACCAACCACCAGGGGGCAGAGCUGGGGGUGCGUAGCUGCCAGGUCCCCUGCCCCCCCAAGUCCAUCGCUCAGCCAGAACACCAGGCCCUGCUGGAGUUCCUGGGCUACAACAAGCCAGCAGCUCAUGGGGUCCCUGUCUACUACCACAACCACCCAGUGGACACCCCACUCAUCCUCUCCUGCCCUGGAGCCAAACCUCAGCACGCGGUAGCCUGGGACCAAGGCUCUAGGCCUCUGUAUCGCUCCCAGUACAUGGAGGGUCUGAACGUGACCUUCCGUCUGUUCAUAGACACAGGCCACCACCUGCACUUCAGCCCAGCAACACAGGACGACAGAGGGUCCUACUACUGCUGGAUCCAGGGGAAGAGGGCUGCUGAGAUCAGGCUGGGGGUUUACUACCGUCUGGGUCGCAAGCGUCUGCUCUCUGACCCUGAGUCGCUCUAUGCCCUGAGGAUUAUUCUCCUCUGCUACGGGGGGAUGACUGGCGUAUUUGUUUUGAUAGUGCUGUUGAAGUAUACUUGGCGCACAGUAAGACCAAAAGUAGCCAAAUACUAGAAAUCUGCUUGCCACUUGAUGAGAUUUCUUUUUGAGAUAUUUUGAACAAAUCAUUUUGUGAAAUGUAUGAUUGUCUUUACGUCCAAUUUGUCUAAAUCUUAGCUAAAGAAAUAAAGUGUGUU